Molecule: messenger RNA, 1955 nt
Organism: Sorghum bicolor (sorghum)
Lineage: Eukaryota; Viridiplantae; Streptophyta; Magnoliopsida; Poales; Poaceae
Product: beta-glucuronosyltransferase GlcAT14A
Exons: 4
Coding region: 81-1358 (425 amino acids)
Cellular component (GO): membrane
Molecular function (GO): glucuronosyltransferase activity
Source: RefSeq, a predicted model, not a curated record
CAAAGUAGUACUACUGCUAGAUAGCAAAGCAAAAGCGAGCUACCGCCACCUGGGGCCCCCCACCACAUCCACCGCCGGCGAUGAAGCCCCUCGCGCACUCCCUCCACGCGGCCGUCGACCGCCGUUGGCUACUCCCUCUGGCCAUCGGCUCCGCGCUCUCGCUCCUCCUCCUCGUCGCGCUCACCACCUUCCCCUCGCCCUUCCCCUCCACCUCCACGCCCUCCUCCUCCUCGUCGCUCUUCGUGGAGCACAAGCUCGCCCCCACCCCGCCGUCCCCCGCCGCCGGCUCACCGCCCCGCAUCGCCUUCCUCAUCUCCGGAUCCGCGGGGGACGCCUCCGCGCUCCGCCGCGUCCUCCUCGCGCUCUACCACCCCAGGAACCGCUACAUCUUGCACCUCGAUGCCGAGGCGCCCGACUCCGACCGCACCAGCCUCGCCGCCGACCUCGCCUCCCACCCCGCCAUCGCCGCCGCCGCCAACGUCCGCGUCGUCGACCGUGCUAACCUCGUCACGUACCGUGGACCCACCAUGGUCGCCAACACGCUCCACGCCGCCGCCGCCUUCUUGUGGGGUCACGCCGGCGACGGCGGCUCACAAUGGGAUUGGUUCAUCAACCUCUCCGCCUCCGAUUACCCGCUCGUCACGCAGGAUGAUCUGAUACAUGUAUUCUCCAAGCUGCCGCGUGAUCUCAACUUCAUCGACCACACCAGCGACAUUGGAUGGAAGGAGUUCCAGAGGGCGAAGCCGGUCAUCAUUGAUCCAGGGCUCUACAUGAAGAAGAAGGCCGACGUGUUCUGGAUACCGCAGAGGCGGAGCGUCCCUACAGCAUUCAAGCUAUUCACUGGUUCUGCUUGGAUGGCACUGUCGAGGCCCUUUGUCGAAUACUGCAUAUGGGGCUGGGAUAACCUACCUCGCACAGUGCUCAUGUACUAUUCCAAUUUCAUCUCCUCGCCUGAAGGAUACUUCCACACUGUGGUCUGCAACGCCGAUGAAUUCAAGAACACGACCGUGAACCAUGACCUGCAUUACAUCUCAUGGGACAACCCUCCAAAACAGCACCCGCACUACCUGACGGUUGAAGACUUGGACCGCAUGGUUGCCAGUGACGCGCCAUUUGCUCGGAAGUUCCACGAGGAUGAUCUGGUGCUGGACAAGAUAGAUGAGGAGAUCCUGGGUCGUGGCGUGGACAUGCCGACUCCUGGAGGCUGGUGUGCUGGAACGCGGGAGAACGGGAGCGACCCUUGCACGAUGAUUGGAAACACCAGCCUCCUCCAGCCUGGCCGUGGAGCUGUGCGACUGCAGCGGCUGAUCACGUUGUUGCUGUCGGAGGAGAAGUUCCACCCAAGGCAGUGCAAGUAGGUGGAUGCCUGACUCAGCUAUAUAUGAUAUGAUACACAUGCAUGAACUGCUGCUGCUGUUAGCGACACAUACAUAGGUCCGCUUUGACUUGUAGUUGGUCGCUGUUUUGCCAGGCAGCUAGGUGCCUGCCAUUUAACCUGUGCUACAUUGCUGUUGUACUACCACACUAGUGUCUGUAGAGCCCUGUUGUAUCCACAUUACAUGUGAGACUCCAUAUGUACUUUGUCGUCCAAGGUCUAAACCUGGACACCCUGUGAUCUAUAUAUUUUAGCUUAGUUUUAGCUGCCCAUGUUGUGAAGGAUAGGGAAGCUUGAUAUGAAAAUCCACUUAUUUGUUCAGUGUUCUGGUAGCAACUGGUAGCCUGAAGUAUCAGAUCGAGUGUCAGGUUUGAACUCUGAAUGACAAUUGGUUGGAGAAUGGUCCUUGUAUGUGCAGGCAUCAGAAUAUCUGAUGAUGAACAUUUGGAAUUGAAGCUUGCCAUGGACGAAUUGAACCUUGCCCUCGCUUGACUUGACAGUUCGCUGCUUAUCUAGUUACUACUCCCUCUCUGUUAUAUAUUGUAACCUCUGUUCUAAAUUGUAAGUCAGUUCCAGCUUU